AUUAAAAAACAAUGCUUUGACAUUUCUUUAUUUCUCUUCUGACAGAGAUCUGUGUCCUCUGCAAGCCCCUCCUUUCCCCACUUUACGUCUCUUGCGCUCCUCUUUCAAUAGCGAGGAAGAAGAAGACGAAUAACAAGAAAAUGUCUAGCAACGAAGACUCGGGUGAGGAGAUAGUUUCCAAUGGAGAUUCAUUUGGGAAAGUGAAGCAGAGGUUCAAGGCCCGAUCAAAGAAAGUGGCUCAAACCAAGGAAAUAUUAUCAAAACAAGCGAAUCAGACCAAGGAGAUAUUAUCUAAACAGGCAGUUAAGAUCGCAAAACAAGCCGAGGAACACGAGAGCUUUCUUAGUAAGGUAACUCAUCUUCUUGGUGUUCUUGGUUUUGGGGGAUUUUGCUUCCUCUUGGGCGCAAGGCCGCAAGAUAUUCCUUAUGUAUACUGUUUGUUUUAUGUCAUAUUUGUUCCUCUUCGGUGGAUAUACUAUAGGUUCAAGAAAUGGCAUUAUUAUCUUCUGGACUUCUGCUAUUAUGCCAAUACUAUCUUCUUGGUUGAUCUUCUUUUAUACCCAAAAAAUGAAAAGCUUUUCAUGGUUUGCUUUUCAUUUGCUGAAGGGCCAUUAGCUUGGGCAUUGAUUGUUUGGCGUUGUAGCUUGGUUUUUAGUUCUGUUGACAAAAUUGUCAGUGUCCUUAUACAUCUUUUACCGGGUUUAGUUUUCUUCACUAUAAGAUGGUGGAAUCCAGUGACCUUCGAAGCCAUGCAUCCUGAAGGAACUUCGAGAAGAGCAUCAUGGCCCUAUGUAGUAGAAGACAAAUCCUUCCUGUUAACUUGGCUGUUCUGGGUGCCCUUAUUUGCUUACACCUUGUGGCAAGUUCUCUAUUUUCUCAUUGUCAAUGUCCUACGUCAGCAGAGACUAUUAAGAGAUCCUGAAGUCAUGACUUCUUACAGGGAGCUCUCAAAAAAGGCACAAAAAGCAAACAAUGUAUGGUGGCGUUUAAGUGGUUUGCUUGGGGAUCAGAAUCGCUUGUUCAUGUACAUUUUGUUGCAAGCUAUAUUUACUGUGGCAACUAUGGCGCUGACGGUCCCAAUCUUCUUGUCCUAUGAGCUACAUGUGGCUUUCCAAUUACUCAAGGUUUCUGCAGCUGUAUGGAAUGGAGGAAGCUUUCUGGUAGAUGUAAUGCCAAGACAGGUGAUUCUCAAAGAGAAGAAGAAAUCAGAGAUGAAGCCAGCACCUAUCCAGCAAGACCAGUCCUUGAACGAGCAGCAAGAACAAUCCCCAAAUGUGAUGGAGAAUACAAUGAAGACCAUUGAUUCUGCUGACCUAGGAUGCACUGAGUCUUAACGGCCGUGAGUCAAUAGUUUUCUGACAAUUGUAACUCACCUGUCUUACUUUGUUGAAUUUUCCAUGUCAAAAAUGUUAUCUUUCAACGAUGCAAAGUAGAUGGCCUUCAAUUCAACUUGCUCCGGUUGAUUACUCAAUAGAGUUGCUUGUUUGAAAAUGCUA
Messenger RNA from Hevea brasiliensis (rubber tree), 1496 nucleotides. Its product is annotated as glycerophosphocholine acyltransferase 1. Lineage: Eukaryota; Viridiplantae; Streptophyta; Magnoliopsida; Malpighiales; Euphorbiaceae. The transcript is spliced from 8 exons. The coding region runs from base 141 to 1334 and encodes 397 amino acids. Gene Ontology annotation, biological process: phosphatidylcholine biosynthetic process. The record is from RefSeq and is a predicted model, not a curated record.